Messenger RNA from Solea solea (common sole), 2764 nucleotides. It is a transcript of the gene has1, whose product is annotated as hyaluronan synthase 1. The record is from RefSeq and is a predicted model, not a curated record. Gene Ontology annotation, molecular function: hyaluronan synthase activity. The coding region runs from base 28 to 1794 and encodes 588 amino acids. The transcript has 5 exons. NCBI's taxonomy places the organism in Eukaryota, Metazoa, Chordata, Actinopteri, Pleuronectiformes, Soleidae. Gene Ontology annotation, biological process: extracellular matrix assembly; hyaluronan biosynthetic process.
ACACCGGGUGGAUGUCUCGCACAUUUAAUGCCAGGAGAAUUGGACAACAGGCAAAGAAACACAAUGGAGCUGAAACCUUUGCUGAAGAAGCUGGGCUCAAUAACCCGUGCGAUCCUUACUUUUCUUUUUGCUCUGCUGGUCCUGGGUGUGAUGGUUUGGGCCUAUGUAGCCGGUUUCCAAAUAGCAACGUCCAUGUAUGGAAUCAUCUCCUUUGGCUUUUAUGGACUCCUUCUCUCUCUCCAUGUGCUGGUCCAGAGCUUCUUUGCCUUCCUGGAACGGCGGAAAAUGAAUGCCCGCAAAAAAACGUGCACCUUUACCAAAACCAUUGGCUUCACUAUAUCAGCUUACCAGGAGGAUCCUACCUACCUCAGAGAAUGCCUCAACUCCAUCAGGGCACUCAAGUAUCCUCCUGAGCUUCUGCACAUCAUCAUGGUGAUAGACGGGAACUCGGACGAUGACCUGUAUAUGAUGGAGAUGUUCAGAGAGGUGUUUAUGGACCAGGAUCCUGGUUGUUAUGUGUGGAAGAACAACUACCACUCAUGGAGUCCCAUGCAGGCCCAGCCGGAUGAGAAAAAUGCCACAGCAAUUGGUCCAGAAGGCGAUGCUGAUCAUGUCAUAGAAGAGGAUCCACAGCGAAAAGAGGUCGAACAUUUAAUCCAGAGCAAGAGGUGUGUGUGCAUCAUGCAGAAGUGGGGCGGCAAACGGGAAGUGAUGUACACGGCGUUUAAAGCACUUGGCUCAUCAGUCGACUACAUACAGGUGUGUGACUCAGACACUAAGCUGGACUCCAUGGCCACAGUGGAGCUGUGUAAGGUGCUGGAGAGUAAUCAAAAGUAUGGUGCCGUGGGCGGAGAUGUGAUGAUUCUCAACAUGGAAGAGUCCUACAUCAGCUUCAUGAGCAGUUUGAGGUACUGGAUGGCGUUCAACAUCGAGCGGUCCUGCCAGUCCUUCUUCAACUGUGUGUCCUGCAUCAGUGGGCCUCUGGGUCUGUACAGGAACGAUAUCCUCCAGCAGUUUCUAGAGUCUUGGUACAAUCAGAAGUUUUUGGGAACUCACUGCACAUUUGGUGACGACCGACAUCUCACAAACCGAAUGUUGAGUAUGGGCUACGCAACAAAAUACACAGCUCGCUCAAAAUGCUACACAGAAACACCCGCUCAGUUUCUGCGCUGGCUCAACCAGCAGACACGCUGGACCAAAUCCUACUUCCGAGAGUGGCUCUACAACGCAAUGUGGUGGCACAAGCACCACCUGUGGAUGACCUACGAGUCCAUCGUCUCGGGUAUUUUCCCCUUCUUCGUCACCGCCACCAUCAUCAACCUGUUUUGGACCGGCACGCUGUGGGACAUCCUCUGGGUCCUGUGCUGCAUCCAGUUAAUUGGGCUGGUGAAAGCGGCAUACGCCUGCAUAUUGCGCGGAAGCAUCGUGAUGGUGUUCAUGUCCCUUUACUCGGCUCUGUACAUGACGAGCCUGCUGCCUGCCAAAUAUUUCGCUAUCAUCACCAUGAACAAAAGCAGUUGGGGGACAUCAGGCCGGCGUAAGAUGGUGGGGAACUAUAUCCCUCUUCUUCCUCUGUCGGUGUGGGCAGCCAUUUUGUUAGGAGGACUUGGUUACACAAUCUACAGGGAGAGUCAGCAGGACUGGUUGACCCCAGCCAGAAUUAUGGAAACAAGGUUUAUAGUCUUUGGUUUGGUGGGCUACAUCAGCUACUGGCUGGUUAUGGUGUUUCUCUACUGGGCAUGGUUCCGCAAGUUAUGUAGGAAACGCUCUCAUCAAUACACACUGAGUGUGUAGGUCUAAGGAAGAAUAAGGAGAUUUAUUUUCAUUUGAUUGUAUUACUCAGUUUUGGUGGUGAUGAUGAUGGCGUUUCAUUUGGCUACAUUUAACCAACAAACUACAUGAAAAAUAGAUCAAAUAACAAUAAUAAUAAUAAUAAUACUACAUUUUAUUUAUAAGGCACUAUACAUCACAAAAUGAUGUCAAUGGACACACAGUAACGUUAAAAACAAGCAGUAAAAACAAGCAACAUAUGACAAUAAAUAGUGAUGUUUUGCGGCAAUGAGUCACUUAACUUAAGUGGAAAUGUUGCACAUUUAAAUGAAAACCACACUGAAGGUCCUUCUGGUCUGCACUUCUCAGGUUUCUUUUUGCCAUAUGUUGAUGGAAAAGAGAUUUCCUCCCAGCAGAUAUUUAUUAAUAAAAAUAUGAAGAUGGUGAAUAUUUGUGGACUGAAGGGUGUGGACAAGGAGAGUAGGGUUUGUGUAUUUAAGAAAAGAAUAAUUUGCUACAUAUGUAUGUGUUGAUGAUCACAGUAACAACAUAAAAGACUCUUCACUAUGUGCCAGUUUAGUGAGCGUGAGUACUUCAGCACUGUUGUUGUUACUGCACUGGAUCCGUGGCCGCACGUUCUGCAGUGCUGCAGAUUUACUUGAAAAAUGCAAUUGGAGUUAUAAUAUAUUAACAGUAGUGUGCUGGACAAUGGGGCUAAAAACCAAAGCAAAUUAAAUGAAUGGAUGAAAAUAUUUCUGGUGUUUUAAUAAAUAGUAUUUUGUUGCUGUAUAUAAUCUCUUGAUCUGUGAAGUACUUUGUACAAUGCACUUUUGUUUUUGUUUUUUGUAUUUUUUACAGAAGAGAAAAGCUUUAUAUGGCCUAAGUUUUCUGAACAAUGCAUAUGUUGUAAUUGCUGGUGAUAGUUUGAAAAUGUGAACAAACUAAUGGAUUUUUGAAACUUUGUAAAUAGAUGAAAAAUAAAAAUGUUUUUUCU